This is a messenger RNA of Mercenaria mercenaria, 5580 nucleotides long. RefSeq names its product protein IWS1 homolog. Bases 121 to 2613 code for a protein of 830 amino acids. Lineage: Eukaryota; Metazoa; Mollusca; Bivalvia; Venerida; Veneridae. Gene Ontology annotation, biological process: poly(A)+ mRNA export from nucleus. The transcript has 16 exons. The record is from RefSeq and is a predicted model, not a curated record. Gene Ontology annotation, cellular component: nucleus.
UUUAUAUGCCGUAGAAUUAUUAAUCCGCACCAUUACUCGGAAGUCUUCGGAUAUUGUCGCACCAUUGUGAAACUCGAAAACAAAAAAUAGAAACUUUUUUCUCACUUGUUUGGUUUACAGAUGGAAGCAGACUUUACCGACGGUGAAGGUGGAGGGACACCCUUGCAGGAUGAGCCAGAGUAUGACUAUAAUAUCCAAGAGGGUCGUGAAGACAACAGAAAUCAUAAUGCAGGAGAGUUUAGAAGUGAGGAUGAAAUGGAACAAGGUGAAACUUCACAGUCAGAAGGGGAACAAGAAAGAAUGUCUGUAAACAGUGGUCCAAGGUCUCCUGAUGAUAUGCCACAAUCUCCGAUUGGUUCACCUGCCUCUCCUCAGGGUUCACCUAAAUCCCCAUCAGAGGGUCCUCCAGGCUCCCCUGGGAAUAGUGAAGGUGGUCCAGAUUCACCAAGGUCACCUACCUCCCCAACAGAGAGUGGAAGAGGACCUGGCUCUCCAAGGUCUCCAUAUGAGGAUGAUGGAGAAGGUCCAGGAUCCCCAGUACCUGCUGACAGUCAGCCUGAAUCUCCAAGUGGACCAGCAUCACCCACAGAAGAAACACAGCCACCCGAUUGCCCUGCAGAAAAUGGAAGUGGCCCAGCAUCUCCUGCUGGUAGUGAUGUUGAAAUGGAACAUCCUGCAUCACCCCUUGGUAGUGCACCAGGAUCACCAGCUGAAAGAAGUAGGUCACCUUCUCCAGCAGGAAGUGCACCUGCAUCACCUGAUCAAGAUGGAAGUGCCCCUGGUUCCCCAGCUCAAGAUAGGAGUAGAUCUCCUUCCCCAACAGGAAGUGGAAGAAGUAGGUCAGCAAGUCCUGCAGGCAGUCAUGCAAGUAGAUCAAGGUCAAACUCUCCAGCUGAAGGACAGAGAAGUAGGUCAGGUUCUCCAACAGGAAGCCCUGCAAGAAGUAGGUCAGGAAGUCCAGCAAGUCAGAAAAGUAGGUCAAGAUCUGGCAGUCCUGCACGAAGUCAGUCAAGAAGUCCUGCUAGAAGUAGGUCAGGAAGUCCAGCUAGUCAGAGGUCAAGGUCUGGUAGUCCAGCCAGCAGGGGAAGUAGGUCGAGGUCUGGUAGUCCAGCGAGUAGAAGGAGUAGGUCAGGGUCAGGAAGUCCGGCAAGGUCAAGAUCAGGCUCUCCAGCCAGAAGUAGGUCAGGGAGCCCAGCUAGUCGAGGAAGUAGGUCAAGGUCUGGGUCACCAGCUGGAAGUGAUCGCAGUAGAAGCCGGUCAGGAUCUAGGGCCAGUGGCAGAAGCAGGUCUCGCAGCAGAAGUCGAAGUGGUUCAAGGUCAAGGUCAGUUUCGCCUGCAGGAAGUGGUACACCCCCAUACUCCCCACUUGGUAGCAGGGGAAGUGGAAGUCCUCCAAGGUCACCUGCCGGUAGUGACAAGGGUGGAUCUGAUGCAGAAAAGGCGAAGGGAAGUGAUGAUGAGAGUGAUAAAGAUGACUUGGUGGCAGACAUUUUUGGCUCCAGUGACGAAGAGGAAGAAUUUGAAGGUUUUGGAGAAGCUGAUGUUGAAGCUACAGCUCGAAAGAAAAAGGAAAAAACAGCCAUACUAUCUGAUGAUGAGGGAGAGGGCAUGGCAACAGGGGAGGCAACUGGGAGUCAGGCACUUCCAGAAAUGUCUGACGAUGAGAAUGAUGCAGCAGCAAGACAAGAUGGGAAAGGGGACAUUGAGGACCAAGUUUCAGAUUUUGAUCUGAUGAUAAUGAAGAAGAAAGAGGAGAUGAAGAGUCGACGGAGAAAACGGAAAGAUUUUGAUCUAAUUAAUGACAGUGAUGACCUUAUAGCAGAUAUGAUAAACAAAAUGAAGGUUGCUGCCGAGGAGGAUAGAGCUUUAAAUAUGGAGAAGAAACCAGCCAUUAGAAAACUCAAAUAUUUACCUACCGUUGUGUCUCAGCUAAAAAAGGCAGAUCUUCAUGGUGCUUUUCUGGAUUGUGGUAUUUUAAGUACAAUGACAGAGUGGUUAGCUCCCCUGCCAGACAAAAGCUUACCUAAUUUACAGAUUAGACAAGCGUUUCUCAAGAUUCUUGGAGAGUUUCCAACUCUCAAUCCAGGUGCUUUAAAGACAAGUGGAAUAGGAAAAGCUGUGAUGUAUUUAUAUAAAUAUCCCAAAGAAAUCAAAGAGAACAGAGACAUGGCUGGAAAACUUAUCAAUGAUUGGUCAAGACCAUUAUUUAAUCUCACAUCCAAUUAUAAAUCCUUGUCGAAAGAAGAAAGAGAACAAAGAGAUUAUGACCAGUUACCUAAAAGAAGGAGAACAAGCAUGGAGGAUGGUGGAAUGACACCGAGGAAAGAUCUUGACAAGUCUCUAACAGGGGAACAAAAAGCUCUGAGGCCAGGUGACCCAGGAUGGAUUUACAGAGCCAGAGUGCCCCUACCUUCUAAUAAAGAUUAUGUGAUCCGACCUAAAUGGAAAACUGAAGACGAAGGGGAGGAUGAAAGAAGUGUUAGAAGGGGGGCAGGAAAGAAGGAACCAUCUAGAUAUGAGAAACAAGUUCGAAAAUUUGCUGAGAAGAAGAAAAAUUCUAAAUCAAUGCGAGCAGUGACUAUAAGUAUAGAAGGAAGAAAUAUGGCAUUGUGAUGUAUAGCAAUAUUCUGGCAACAAUCUGGCAACAGUCUGGCAACAAUCUCAAUAUUUGAUGAGAUAUUUCUAAAGAUUUGUUGAAAACUUCACAUAUUUCUGUGUUGAAUGUGUCAGAGGUGGUUGAGAGAGUUUGAUGAAAAAACGUAAGAAAAUUUGUUAAGUUUUCUAAUACAGAUUACGUCAAAAGUCUUUCACCAUCAGUGUCUCUUUACUGGGCAUGUGAUCUUGAUAUACCAGGCACUUAGUUAUAGAGACAAGAAAAAUGAAGGUUGUUUCUUGUGAAAACAGGAAGAGUUAAAGAAGAAAGGACUUUUCUUGUGAUGCGUUAUUCACAACAUAGAGAGAAGAAAAAGUUAAGAAGCAUGAGGAAUGUGUUCAGACAAUUGAUGUUAUAGAACAGUGUAAUGGACUCGUAGAAAUUGAAAUUGUAUGAAAAAAAAACUGUGCUGAGUUAUUUCAUGUUAAUGCAACCUGAAUACUUUUGUUACAAUUUCUGUGAAUUGUAGAUUAAAAUGUACUGUUCUAAACAUGUACCAUUUAGACUAUAUAUUUGUUUUACUUUUUGAUCCUGAUUUGAAGAGCAUUGAAAUGUUAAAUGUAUUCCAUUUACUUUGGAAUAUUGUAUAUGCUGUUAGAAUUUAGUGCUACCAGUAAGUGACUUUGGUAAUAUUAGAUACCAAUUGUAGUAAUAGUUGUUUGAUUAAUUUUGGAAGAAAGCAUGGGGCGUAUUGAGGAAUAUGUACAAAAGAACUUGAUGCUUGGCUGCAUUACUGGUAAAAAUAUGAAGCACUUGAAAGAUUUUGCAUUCAGGUAGUGAUAAUUUGCAAGCAGUUUGGCAUUACAUGCGUGAAGUGUACAUAAUUACAAAUAUAGAUGUGAAAAAAAAUGAAAAUGAUUUCUUGAGAAACUAGCAAUGUUUUCUGUAUCUAGCCCAAAAUACAUCAUGACAUUUAGCUCUCCGCUACCCAUAUUCAUCCACAUUUAAAGUCUGAAAUCUAAACUAAAAUGAUUCAUAAUUGUUUGGCUGCGGCAUUGCUGAAUAUGCAUUUAUUGCAAGGAAACUUUUCAGGAAUCUUCAUUCUGCUACUAAUGAUGGCUCUGCAAAUUUUCAGCAGUAUGCAUUUGCUACAGACAAAGUUUUGGCAAAUUGAAUAUUUUCUUUUCUUAAGGCUAAGUUUAAGAAUUUAAACAUUAAUUAAUACUGAUUCUGGUGCUUACUGCCUUAGAUACAAUCUGUACAAUCUCAUGAGAGAGAAUAUUUCACUGUUCUGCUGAUGAAUAAUGUCUCAGCUUGAGUCUUUUUCCAGCAUUGAAAAUCAGAAUUUGUCAUAUUAUAUGAAACAGUGAGAUUCAAAAACUUUGUUUUAACCAUUUGCCAACAAUUAAGGGAUGAAAAUAAACAUGUCAUGAGAUGUACAUGUAUUAAAUGAUUAUAUUUGCUAUCCUAGAUAUUAAAAUAGAUGUUAGAUAAACAAACUGUGAAGAUUGUUGUAACUGCUUAUCUGUCGGGAACAGAUUCCUUAUUUCAAAUAAAAUGUUGUGGUAGGUCAUUUACUGGAUAGAGUUGAUUGGGUACAAAUUGUUUUAUUACAGUAUUUUCAAACACAGGUUAUUUUUAAAAAAAAAUGAACCAAUAUCCCAAAAAGAUAUAAUCAAAAAGUUUGACAGUAAGUUUGAUGUAGGUAUUUGUGACUGGGACAUUCUGUGGAAUGCGGGGCUCCACAAUUGUAACUUGGACAUUCUUUGUAUGGUGAUGUCAUGCAGUUAGAAAUAUGAUGUAUUAAUUCAAUUUUUGUCAGACAUUUAGUUCCUCAAAUAUAUUCUGUUUCUCUCAUUAUAUUUUGCUCCUAGUGCUUUAACCUUAACCCUGCUAAAUUUCUAGGUGGACUGGUCCAUCAUUCAAAUUGGGCAGCACCACUUAUUAUUCAAAGGGGUGUUCACUGAAAAAUUACUGACUGAAUAGCGAACAGUGCAGACCAUGAUCCUUGCUGCUAGGAGGCUAAAGGUUUAUUUUGAUGAAACUUCGUAGAAAUAUUUGAAGAUGAAAGAUCUGUAUUCCUACAGCACAUUAGCUGGGUUUUAUUUAAUCAAAUUAAUCCAUUGAUUUUUCUUGUAGAAGUUAAUAUUUCUAUACUUCAUUGGUUCAUGUUGGUCCAAGGUUACAAAACUGAGUUAGGAGACCAGUCUGAGAACUAAAGUGUCUGAUUGGUUGUUUCCGGACACAAUUUUGAAACUGACCAAUGGCAAGUCUUCAUUCUCUGGUCUCGAAACAUUUUCAAACUUUAAUGUUUACCAUGCUAAAUUUCUAAAAUGGACUGUUCCAUCAUUCAGUUUGGGCACUACCACGUAUUAUUGAAGGGGUGUUAUUCAGUGCAGACGCUGAUCAGCCUGCAUGGACGUGCAGGCUGAUCUUGGUCUGUACUGGUCGCAAAGGCAGAAUCACUUGCCGCCAGCAGGCUAAGUGUUAAAAGGAGAUGGCAAAACAUUUUAGAUAUGGUAAAACACUGAUCACUUGAUGCCGAAAGGGGAUGAGCAAAAAACUUAAGUUGUCAAUGGGUUUCAUGCAGUCUAAACAAAGCUUUAUAUUGUACACACAGUGUGUUUUUGUCAAUAAAAUGCUGCUUACAAGUUUGGGAGAGAAAAUAUAAUUAUGGAGGUAUACCCUUUUAAAUGAGUUUAAGCAGAUUUCACAAUAUAUACUACCUGAGUGCAGGUAAGUUGUAAUCUGUGACUAUUCUUUAUUAAGAGUUGAUCAAAGGACAAAUUGACAGCUACAUUUUGUAUUUUGAUUUUCAGUACUAGUAGUAUUUUAUCAAAAGCAACAAUGAUAUUUAUUGGAAAUUGAAUGACUGUGUUCUAUAGUUAUGUUUCAGGACUUGAAUACUGAUUCAGUUUGUGUAAUUGUAUUAUUUGUGACGAUAAUUUCUACUUGUAAAUAAAUGAUAAUAAAUGCUUUAACAGAUA